Toxorhynchites rutilus septentrionalis is the source of this 423-nucleotide messenger RNA. Its product is annotated as RNA-binding protein cabeza-like. The transcript has a single exon. The coding region runs from base 1 to 423 and encodes 140 amino acids. The record is from RefSeq and is a predicted model, not a curated record. Lineage: Eukaryota; Metazoa; Arthropoda; Insecta; Diptera; Culicidae.
AUGUUACCACGACAGAGAGGGUUCCAGCAGCAGCGAGGACGGAACAACCAUCACCAGCAAUAUGCCCCAUAUGGUGGUGGCGGCGGAGGCGGUGGAAGUAAUAACGCUGCGAAUGAAGAGGGUCCCAGCAGUAUAGGACCGAUGGACAGAAGACAUUUUAAUAACCGCCAAUGGAAGGGUCAGAAUUUUCAUCCUCGCCAUCAGCAGAGACGGAAUCGAUUUGGGCUGGAGCAUCAUCAGAGCAAAGAUAAAAACUCAUAUAAUAUAAGCGAUUAUUUCCAUCCAUCUAUGUUGGAGGAUCCAUGGAUGCAUUUCACGCAAAAGAAUGAGCGGGAGAAAGUUGAAGGAGCAGAUUCGAGUGAUGCUGGUGGUGGUGCUGGAGGCGGAAGUAGCGGUGGGGGAGGUGGCGGUAGCGAGGAUUGA